UUAACACAAAAAUUGCAUCCUAGUUACCACCAAAACAUUAUUUAAAAUGUAGUUUUCCAAGAAACUACAAAUAAAUGCUCGAGAUUUUUUUUUCUCUUUACAAAAUUCCUGUGUCCAGAGAAAAAUUGAUUAACUUGAGAAACUUCUAUGAUUAAUGUUAAACUCUGGAAACUCUUCUGGAUCGUAUAGCUACGGACUGUAUUUAUAACCUACGCAACAGACAAUCGAACGCACGCAAAAUGGCACUCCUUCGCUUUUAUAAAUUUAAUUGAUACAUUUACAGUAAAUUAAUGCUUUGAAAUAUAGUAAAUCGAAGGAAAAAUACAUGACACGGAGUAAAUGGUACCGAAUGCACGGGAAAAAUGUUAAUACGUGUCACUGGCCUAAAAUGAGUUCAAAUGUGCAGGUGAUUAAAAUUGAUUACAGUUGUACUCCUGUAGUUGGCAAAGAGAAUGAUUAGGAUUAAUUGGAAUUGUAAAUGAAAGUGUUGACAGACGAAUACUAGUGUAGAAGAAUUUAUGGCAUCUCCUGUGUUUUUGUUGGAGAUGAUUGGAUUGGCUGAGUUAUAAAGAGCUGUCAUUUGCAGAGGUUAAGUCUGAGAUCACAGUUCGAGGGGUUGGAAAUGCCGAGGGUAAUGACGGAUCCAUCGAAAAAACGCAAGCGAUACCCUCGCCAGAAACUCCUGGAUGCGCUGGAAGCGGUGAAAUGUGGUCGUUCCCUGCGAGAGGUGAGCAUCGAGUAUGGAGUACCCAAGACCACGUUGAUGUCCAAGUUCAAGGGUACCCACCCCAUUGACGGUAAAUCCGGGCCACCUCCAGUGCUCGACGAAGCUGAGGAGAUGGAGCUUGUCAGGUGGGUCAAUGACAUCUCCGAGGUGGGUUUUGCCCUGAAGAAGAACCAGAUGUGCGCCAGUGUCCAGACGAGCCUCAAGGAGCUUAAACGAAAAAAUAUCUUCUCUAACGAUAAGCCAGGUCACAACUGGUACAAGAACUUUGAGGAACGUCAUGCGGAAAUUGUCGAUAGAUUCAAGAAGAACCUGUCCUAUGCCAAAACUGCACCAUCUGAGGCAUCUGUUCGGCAAUGGUUUGCACACAUGAGAAAAUACCUGGAGACCAAUGCUCUAUUUAAUAUCGAUCCAUCGAGAAUCUUCACCACCGAGGAGGCAGCGUUCAUCUUCAAUCCCACUGGCAAAAAGAUUAUCGUGAGGAAAGGUGACAGGGCAGACUUUAGUUUCACCCACAAUCAUGUCGAUGAGUGUGCAACCAGUCUCUUCACAGCCAAUGCCACGGGGAGCCUUGCACCUCCCAUGAUAGUUUUCAAGCAGGAUAGAAUCCGUCCUGGUAUGCUGUCCAAGCUUCCAGAGAAUUGGACAAUUGGCAAGACCACCGACGGCUGGAUGACCAAAGAAGGUUUUCAUGAAUAUCUCACCAAGGUAUUUGACAAGUGGCUAAAGACAAAUGAAAUCGAGAAACCAGUGGUAAUUUUUCUAGACUCCAACACGGUAUUUAUGACCCACUCCCUCAGCAAAUUCUGCAUGACCAAUAAGAUUCAUCUACUGCCACUUCAUCCUAACAUGGGGCACAUACUGCAACCCCUGGAUUUCCAGUUUUUCGGUGAUUUGAAGGAGGCAUGGCUGAUCGCCACUGAACACUGGAGAAUGAACAACAACAGGAAGAGGAUAAAGAAGGAGAACUUUGUGCCGCUCCUGGUUAAUUCUCUGAGGAUGGUCGACGUUGGUAAAGUCAUUCCAGAAGGCUUCAAAUCGUGUGGUAUCCAGCCUUUCUCUCCAGAUGCUGUGAAUUAUGGGAGGAAGGGUAGAUUCAAAAUGCAGGUGAUCGUCAAAUCGAAAGAGAGCGAGGAUCUCGAUGAUCUGGGGAGAAUCAUUGAUCCUCAGUACAGUGCUGACGAGGUGAGGAAGCAUCUUGAGUUCCUCGAAGAUUUUGUUGACGAUCAGAAGCUCAGGAAGUUCAAAGAGGAUGAGAAUGCUGAAGCGUGGAGGGGAGACAUCAAGGAUACAACAUUGUUCUUGCUGUGGAAGAAGCUCAGGAGGAUGAGUAGUUGUGUGGUGAGUGACUGUGAGAUUUACAUGUCGACGAUGGAGCCUGGUGCUAGUCGGGGCCAUUUCAUGAGUAUUGAUGAUGGCAACUACCAGGGAUCCAGUCUUGUUAUUCAGGAUGUGCAGGGGAAUUAUGACAUGGGCAGCAUGAGGGCCUGGAUGGGAAAUAAUCUUGAGAAACUUGAAUGAGACCAUCAAAUUGUAAUAUAUUUUUCAUUCCACUGACUGCAUCAUUUUUCAUCAUUCACUUGUUCGAUAGAGUGCAAUAUCGAAUAAAAUAUUAGCAAUAUUGUACAAUUUUUGUAUGAAAUAAAGCGCAAAAAUGUGAUAAUUA
Fopius arisanus is the source of this 2390-nucleotide messenger RNA. RefSeq lists its product as uncharacterized. The record is from RefSeq and is a predicted model, not a curated record. Gene Ontology annotation, molecular function: DNA binding. Gene Ontology annotation, cellular component: nucleus. The coding region runs from base 623 to 2245 and encodes 540 amino acids. NCBI's taxonomy places the organism in Eukaryota, Metazoa, Arthropoda, Insecta, Hymenoptera, Braconidae. The transcript has 2 exons.